AUGUCUGAUCAGGACAUUGAUGACUAUGAGGUGGACAACCUCUCUGACACUUCACACAUGAUCCAAACGCUCCCACCUUAUAACAUGGAGGAUCAGCUCCUGCCCAUGGAGCGUCGUAGCACCUGUGGUUGUUGGGUAUGGACUUGCCUGGUGGGGGCAAUGAACUCUUUUGCUUUUCUCCUGAACUUCCUUCUGAUGGCUGCCAUCUUUUCGGUGGUCCUUAUGCCCGCCAUAGUCGUGGUCUAUUUUGGAUUCCAGUGUCACUCCCGGGUGCUCCACUCUACCGCCUACUACUGCCAAACCAUCCUGGACGACAACAGCUCUUCGGCCUUGAUCAUCCUCGGCUUUGUUAUCAUGUCUCCCCUCAUUGUGGUGGCCAUGGCCCUCUACUGCAGCCUGGCACGCCGUCUGCACCUCUUCCUGUGCUUCCAGCCGUGCGCCCGGGCGGUGUAUAAAGGUGUGAAAUGGCGGUGGUACGAAGAAGGGGGGCUGUGCGGGUGCGCGAAGGAGUGGAAGCACCAAGUCAAGGCGUGGGUCUAA
This is a messenger RNA of Python bivittatus (Burmese python), 540 nucleotides long. RefSeq names its product transmembrane protein 278 (gene TMEM278). The record is from RefSeq and is a predicted model, not a curated record. Gene Ontology annotation, cellular component: plasma membrane. NCBI's taxonomy places the organism in Eukaryota, Metazoa, Chordata, Lepidosauria, Squamata, Pythonidae. Gene Ontology annotation, molecular function: PDZ domain binding.